Lactuca saligna is the source of this 1311-nucleotide messenger RNA. Lineage: Eukaryota; Viridiplantae; Streptophyta; Magnoliopsida; Asterales; Asteraceae. The record is from the annotation of a GenBank genome assembly.
CCUUUUUUAAAUGCGAAUCAGCACAUGUUCUCAUUAAACCCCCCACUUGCUGCUUCAUACCCUUCCUCUUUCGUUUCAUUCUCUUAACCCGUACCUCCUUGUCUUCAUCUCAUCAGUUGUUUACAAAUACAGAGAGAAGAUAAGAACCGAAUGUUUUGGUGAGACAAUCCGACGAGAUGAAGAUUCAGUGCAACGUAUGUGAGAUGGCGGAGGCGACGGUGCUUUGUUGCGCCGACGAGGCGGCUCUAUGUUGGAGUUGCGAUGAGAAGAUUCAUGCUGCCAAUAAGCUCGCCAGUAAGCAUCAGCGAGUUCUUCUUUCAAAUUCUAAUUCUCAGAUGCCUAAGUGUGAUAUCUGCCAGGAAACAGUUGGUUACUUCUUUUGUCUGGAAGACAGGGCUUUACUAUGCAGAAAAUGUGAUGUUGCAAUACAUACAGUCAACAGUUUUGUUUCAUCACACCAGAGGUUUCUGCUUACUGGAGUGAAAGUAGGACAAGAAGCUGCAGAACAUGGUGCACCAUUGACUUCCAGGAAGUCAACCAUCACCAAAACUAAUCUCCCUUUGUCUCCAGCUGAUGAAUACAACAAUCUGCCUCCAGUCCAAACUUCUGAAACUGACUAUUUUACCCCUACUCCUAGCUUGUCUCCUGUUGUAGGUUCUUCAGCUGAUGGUUUUGAAGAAUGGCAGUUUGAUGAUUAUCUUAGGGUUCUUACUGAUAUCAACCAGAACUACAACUGCAUCGAUAAUGUCCCUUCCAAGGUUAAUGAUGGGAACUGUUCACCAAUUCUAAAACGAAUGGAGGCCGAAUUAGAUGAAGGUUUAGGUCAGGUGCCCGAUGCAUCUUGGGCAGUUCCACAAAUGUGGCCCAAAAAUAACGAUGAUGAUCAUCAUCAUCAUCCCCACCAUGUGCCAGAUGUAUGCUACACACAUGUGCCAGAUGUAAAUCUAUAUCGUUCCUAUUAAAAAGUACAAGUAAGCGUAAAAAGGAGGAGACACUUGUAAUAAGUCCUCCUUUUCUUGUGGUCCUUUAGUGUUUAACUGUUAGUUGUUAGCUUUAAGUUCACGUUGUUCUGUGUGGUGUUUGUAGUCUAUAGAAUUAGUUCCAAAAAUGAAAAGUGUAUGAGUGGUGUACUGAGUGCCUUUUGCAAUAUGUUCCUCAAGUUAUCACUUGUAGAGCAUGAAGAUAAAUGUACACUUGCUUUAAGUUUAAAGAGAUGAUAUUGAAUUGUUAUACAAAAUGAUACCUGGGUACUACACCUGUUGGAUUAAAAAAAAAAAAUUAAACAUAAUAGGGAAGAAACUUAUUCAUUGC